Messenger RNA from Pararge aegeria (speckled wood butterfly), 1151 nucleotides. RefSeq lists its product as uncharacterized. Bases 95 to 880 code for a protein of 261 amino acids. The transcript is spliced from 4 exons. The record is from RefSeq and is a predicted model, not a curated record. Gene Ontology annotation, biological process: regulation of transcription by RNA polymerase II. Lineage: Eukaryota; Metazoa; Arthropoda; Insecta; Lepidoptera; Nymphalidae. Gene Ontology annotation, molecular function: DNA-binding transcription factor activity, RNA polymerase II-specific; RNA polymerase II cis-regulatory region sequence-specific DNA binding; protein dimerization activity.
CUGCGAUACAGUGAGGAUCUUUUCGUAAAAAAAGUGUUUGAAAAUCAGGUUUUUCUGGUUUCUGCGUUGAACAGUUUGUUUAAGUGUACCCUUUAUGCCAACAGUGACGGACAUUCGUGGAAAUAAAGUGUACUCCAUGGCUUCCGACCAGGAGUCAUGCUCGGACGAGGAGCCAGACAGCGAGAUGCUGAGCGAUGACCUGUGCCUGCCAGACAGCGACGACGACAGGCAACCUGCCAGGAGUGUGCAGAGUCUGCCAGAAGAUCUCCCGCCACUGAACAACUGUAUACUCAGACCGCCUCGGAAGCUAUUCACCAACUGCCGCGAACGAUGGCGUCAGCAAAACGUCAGCGGUGCCUUUGCAGAGCUGAGGCGAUUAGUGCCUACUCAUCCGCAUGACAAGAAGCUCUCAAAGAAUGAAAUACUCAGGAUGGCCAUAAGAUACAUCGGUCUACUCUGCGAAGUACUCGAAUGGCAAAAAAGCCAUGGCUUAGGAACGAAUAAAGAAAAUUCAGGUCUAGCCAUAAAGUGUGAAUCUCCAUUGAGUCCUACCUCAAGACGUCUCCGACUCAAAAGACCGUACGACGAAGACACGAAGAGAUCCUAUGAUACUGAAUACACGAGAUUUGGGAAUGAAGAAAAUGAAGUAGUAUAUAGACGGAACUGUCAAAGGAGUUUCCAAAGUAAAACGGAGUUCUUCUUCGGCAAAGAACAUUUAAAAGUUUUGCGGAACCAGUAUUAUUUGCCCCCGAAUUGGAGGCAUAUGCCGUUCAGAAAUUUAGGUGAAAGGAAUGGAAAUAAUCUCUUGAUGAUUGCACCAGCUAGCAAAGGUGAUGAAAAGGAUGGUAAUUGUAAAGAUAAAGUUGACAAAGAAAAGUGAUUAAACUUGGAUCAAGCAAUGCAAUAGAGCGUUGCAGUGUUGCAUCCACAUCUUCAAAUUUGCUUUGAUCAAUUGCAUUUGAAGCAUUUUGAAUGGAAGACUUGAUACAUUAGUUCUAAAUGGUUCUACAAAACUUAAAUGUAUAAGGCAUAAAUGGGAUAAAGUUAACGUUAAGAGACAAUGUUGGCCUAAAAGUCGCUGGGUUCAAAUCGUUUUUAAUACGGUAUCUUUUGUCGUAUACCACUUGUAAUUGUUGUCCAAAACUGACUGC